AUGCCUGUGGUGCCAGUGGGCGGAUCAUCCUCCUCCCAGCAUGUCGUACCUGUCGCUCUCACCUGCUCCUGGAUGGUCUUGCUCUUCCACGCCGCCUUCGGUCAGAAACCCGCCAAGCUGCCUCUGAUUGGUCGGAAGCCGUUCGUCGCCGCCUGGAACGCGCCUCUGGACAUGUGCACCCUCAAGUACAACGUCACCACCAACCUCGAUCGCCUCUUCCACAUUCGAGGGAGCCCUCGUGCCGAUUGGACGGGACAGAACGUCACCAUCUUCUAUGCGAACCGCCUCGGGUACUACCCUCACUACACGCCGGAGGGUGUCGCCGUGCACGGUGGCCUCCCGCAGAACUGCAGCCUGGACCUCCAUCUGUUCAAGGCCUACCAGGACAUCAACCACUUCAUCCCAGCAGAGGACUUCCGCGGCCUGGCCGUCAUCGACUGGGAGUUCUGGCGGCCUCAGUGGAGCCGUAACUGGCACAAGAAGGACAUCUACCGCCAGAAAUCGAGGGAGCUAACGGCGAAGGCGUACAUUAAUGUGACGGAUGCUCAGGUGGAAGAGCUGUCACGACGGCGGUUUGAGAAGAGCGCUAAAGCGUUCAUGCAGAGGACUAUCCAGCUGGGGACACGCCUCCGCCCCAACGGCCACUGGGGUUUCUACCUCUACCCGGACUGCCACAACUACAACCUGCACGAGGAGAACUACACGGGCUUCUGCCCCCUGCUGGAGAGGAUGAGGAACGACGAGCUGCAGUGGUUGUGGAACAGCAGCACGGCGCUCUUCCCCUCCGUGGCGAUCAGGAAAAGUCACAGCAACAGCAUCAGCAACCUGCACUUCACCCAGCACAGGGUCAGAGAGUCGCUCCGCACCGCCUCGCUGACCUCCAAGGAGUACGACCUUCCCACCUACGUGUACCUGAGGCUGGGCUACAGAGACGAGGCCCUGACCUUCCUCACUGCAGUAAGAGCAGAGUUCACCUCCGAGUGGGAGAGAAUUAACACACUGUCCACGGUUACAUGA
Messenger RNA from Notolabrus celidotus (New Zealand spotty), 1017 nucleotides. RefSeq names its product hyaluronidase-4 (gene hyal4). Gene Ontology annotation, biological process: carbohydrate metabolic process; hyaluronan catabolic process. NCBI's taxonomy places the organism in Eukaryota, Metazoa, Chordata, Actinopteri, Labriformes, Labridae. The transcript has a single exon. The coding region runs from base 1 to 1017 and encodes 338 amino acids. Gene Ontology annotation, molecular function: hyalurononglucosaminidase activity. The record is from RefSeq and is a predicted model, not a curated record.